This is a messenger RNA of Phytophthora sojae, 561 nucleotides long. RefSeq lists its product as hypothetical. NCBI's taxonomy places the organism in Eukaryota, Oomycota, Peronosporomycetes, Peronosporales, Peronosporaceae. The transcript is spliced from 3 exons. The record is from RefSeq and is a predicted model, not a curated record. The coding region runs from base 1 to 561 and encodes 186 amino acids.
AUGAUCUGUCAAUUUGGUCUGGCGUCAAUGCUGUUCCACAAGUCGUUCUUGCAGCAGUCUCUGCCUACGAAUCAUUUGCUGUUUGCUACUCCGGUAUUCAACACGCGUAAUGAAGCGCAAGUUGAGUGGCUGCGGCGUCGUGUAGUUUGUCGAAACUUUCAAGAGCACGAUCCUAUCAGUCCUUCGGGCAUUCCGCCACACGUGGGGAUAAUGGUGGCGCUUACAGACUACAAGGAGCAAAUUGAUGGGAUUAAAGAAGGUCUGGCUCUUUACACAUGGGGUGGAGGCUUUCAUCGAGUGCCAAGAGAGUUUGUGCUACCCCCAGGAACCGUUCGCGUUGUGUGGCAGCAAUGGUGUGCUGGGCAACCGCCACUAAGGCAGCUAUCAAAGCACGAUAUGGCUUCAAGACUACAAAAGAUCCGGCUUGCAGAGCUUCAGCGGCUGAUGCGCUUGAAUCGUUUACCGUUCUCAUCGACGUCGAGUAAAGGAAGAGCGUGUAGACUUGACCAACUAUCGUGGAGAACACUCGCCCGUGAGCAUGCAAGGCACAGCUCCAGCUAG